Messenger RNA from Paramacrobiotus metropolitanus, 2045 nucleotides. Its product is annotated as alpha-L-fucosidase-like. Bases 383 to 1849 code for a protein of 488 amino acids. Gene Ontology annotation, molecular function: alpha-L-fucosidase activity. The record is from RefSeq and is a predicted model, not a curated record. Gene Ontology annotation, cellular component: lysosome. Gene Ontology annotation, biological process: glycoside catabolic process; fucose metabolic process. The transcript is spliced from 9 exons. NCBI's taxonomy places the organism in Eukaryota, Metazoa, Tardigrada, Eutardigrada, Parachela, Macrobiotidae.
UUACUUUUUACAUUUAUUCAAAUUUUAUUUAUUAGGUAUAUUUUUGUUUUAGAACACAUUAAGGCUUAUUUGCAACUUGUAUACUGCUGUAAUGUUUGGCUGCUAUCAAGUUCAGUUUAUUCGUGCAACCGAUAAGCGAUUAUCAUUGCAGUGUUUACGAAAGCGAUCGUCGACCUCGUCGAAAUUGCAACGUUUGAUAACAAACUAUUUAUGUGGACAUUCCUGAUGAAAAGCCUUAUCGUGUUGUGAUUUCGAUAAGAUCAUAAGAAUCUACGAGACUUCUGCUGACUUAUAUACUGAAGACACCGUGAUCUGCCAUAACAUCUGCAUUCACAAUUUGGCAUUUUGAUACCUGAAGUUUUACGUCCGUCUGACUGCAAAAAUGCGCGUUGCUUGUGCGUGUUUACUGCUUGUGACUGUUGUGGAUCUUGUCAGCUGCAAGAAGGCAAAAUCCCCGCCUGUAACCCGCUACGACCCGACAUGGGACUCCAUUGAUUCCAGGCCGUUGCCGGAUUGGUACGAUGAGAGCAAGCUGGGCAUUUUCAUCCACUGGGGAGUGUUCAGCGUCAUCGGAUACCAGAGCGAAUGGGUAUGGUGGGACUGGAAAGGUGCAAAGGAUCCAAAUACGGUGGCGUUCUUUGAUAAAAACUAUCCACCGGAUAUCACAUAUGCGGAUUUUGGUCAACAAUUUCACGCCACGUUUUUUAAUCCUUUACAAUGGUCUGCCAUCUUCGCUAACUCCGGAGCCAAAUACAUCGUGUUGACCAGCAAACAUCAUGAAGGUUAUACGAAUUGGCCGUCGAACUACUCCUGGAAUUGGAAUUCCAUGGAUGUGGGUCCGCAUCGGGAUCUCGUGGGCGAUCUGGCCAAGGCAAUCCGCAACAGCACCGAUCUCCAUUUCGGCUUGUAUCACUCGCUGUUUGAAUGGUUCCAUCCCCUUUAUCUUGAAGACAAGGCUAACAACUGGACGACUAGGUCUUUUCCAACUAAAAAGUCGCUUCCGGAACUGUAUGAGAUUGUCAACACUUACCAGCCGGAUGUCAUCUGGAGUGACGGCGACUGGGAAGCGCCGGAUACAUACUGGAACAGCACGGGGUUUAUUGCGUGGCUUUAUAAUGACUCACCCGUAAAGGACACUGUGGUUACAAAUGAUCGCUGGGGUUCCGGCAUCACUUGCCACCAUGGUGGCUUCCUGACCUGCAGCGAUAAGUAUAAUCCAGGAACACUUCAGCCGCGGAAAUGGGAAAACUGUAUGACGUUGGAUUUCCGCAGUUGGGGUUAUAGGCGCGACUUAACGGCCUGGGAUGUUAUUCCCAUUGAAACGCUGAUCGCCACUCUGACGGCCACCGUUAGUUGUGGUGGGAAUCUGCUUGUCAACGUGGGCCCAACGGGCGAUGGCACAAUCCCUCCGAUUUUCCAAGAGCGCUUGCUGCAGCUGGGAUCCUGGAUGCAGGUUAACGGCGAAGCCAUAUACAACACGAAGCCGUGGAGUCACCAAAAUGAUACACUGAAUCCUAAUGUCUGGUAUACCAGUAAAGCUACUGGCGAUGGUGUGGAUGUUUAUGCCGCCGUCUUGAAGUGGGACGGGAAUGUGACGCUAAGUCUGGGAGCUCCCAAACCCUCCCAGAACACGAUCAUCACCAUGCUGGGCACCGAUACACCCUUGAAGUGGACGGUGUCCAAUCAGGUGGUGGUGAUCCGUCUGCCGGCGCUGCAGAGUCUCCCGACGCCACAAGAAUGGGGCUACGUUCUGAAACUCACUCAACUGACCAACAAGCGCCGCUCCAAGCGGAUCAUGCCACUGCCGGCGCGCUUCCUUAAAUACAGCAAAAUUCGAUAUGUGCACUGAAUAAUUCCAUGACAUAAUGUGAUAAUUCGCUUUUUGAUAUUGCUGUUGAUUUUUAUUGUUUUCUCUGUUGUUUUUUUAAUAGAAAUUCUGGUCGUUUGCGCUUUAUGUGAUGACGAUUAAUUUCCAGAAAGUUUUGUAUGAUAUGUGGUUAUCGGAAAAGCAUAUAUUAUAACAACUCAAUAGCCGCUCUAAAAUU